This is a messenger RNA of Drosophila ananassae, 1690 nucleotides long. It is a transcript of the gene mei-S332, whose product is annotated as shugoshin. Gene Ontology annotation, cellular component: nucleus; chromosome, centromeric region. The transcript has 4 exons. The record is from RefSeq and is a predicted model, not a curated record. Gene Ontology annotation, biological process: meiotic chromosome segregation. Lineage: Eukaryota; Metazoa; Arthropoda; Insecta; Diptera; Drosophilidae. Bases 364 to 1560 code for a protein of 398 amino acids.
CCCUGGCCUCGCAGCAUCGUUUAUCUGCUUCGGUUUUAAGGCUUUUUCUCGCAAUCGUUUGAGAAAACAAAAAUUUAUUGUGCUGCUGGCUAGAUGGCUAGAGAUGGGCCACUGGACAGAAUUCAUUGUUCACUAUAAAGUGGAGUUCUGUGCAUUAAUCAUGCAAAGAGUUAUAGGUUUAACUUAAAACUAGUUAAUAACAGUCAAUAGGAAAAACCAGCUCGAUAGAAAAAAGUAGCUAAGCGAACAUCUCUGAUAGGCUGUUAUCGAAAAGUUCGUCCUGAUGCUUCAACUCCAUAUGGUCUCACUAAAAAAAAUCAAACUACGAGCAUCAACCCGGGAUUACUUGAUCGCGUCUGCAAAAUGGAAUACCUUAAGAUACUCAACGCCGAAUUAACUGAUCAGGUGCAGAAGCUGCGCUUGGAGGCGGCCGCCUACAGGACGUAUCAGGUCCGAUUGCAACAGGACUAUUUCAAGGUGCGGGAGGAAAUGGCCCUGGAACGAAAAGUCAAUCGCAGCAAGGUCCUUAACUUGAUAAAGCAUCUGAUGCUGGACAAUUCCGUGGACAUAAACGACAUAACGGAGAGCAUGGAGCUGGAUUCCCUGCCGACCGAGACGCGCCGCACCUCGAGGGAAAUGAGCAGGGAUAAUCGUCGCUCUUGCGAGCUGCUGGCGUCCAAAUUCGUGUCACCGAGUAGCCGUCGCACGACCGGCUCCGCCAGUCUCCGUGAAUCGUCAGAGGAGCAAAUGGCUGAGGAAAUGGGUUCUGUUACGAGCGUGCCUCCAGAUGAGGAACCGGCUGAAGAAACUCCUCCAGACGACAUCGAAAAGACACCGGAGAAAACGUACAGUUUCCCAGGACACAUGCCCUGUAUUAGGGAGAUACUGUCCCCAGCAAACAAUUGCAGCUCCAUAUGCUUGGAUGACACAGAAGUUGAGAAGACCCCAGGGACGGUCAGGAAUGUAACUGUUCGAUGCAGAGUUCUGCAGGAAGUUAGUACCAACACGUCAGUGGCCACGACUCAUAACAAGACCAAGAAGAUACCCUCAAUAGUCGUUACUGCGGAUGAGUCGCUAGACAUGAGCAUUCAGCAGGCAAGACAUGCAGUCGGCAGGCACUCCUACUCGCCUGCGAUGAUUAGUUCCGACUCCAUGCAACAUCCGGAUCCACCAGGAGGAGGGAAGAAUACGUCACGAGUCAAAAAUCAGGGAAAGACUGGCAUUACCCCCUUAAGCAUCGUUUCAAGCAGCGAAUCGACGGACGGAAGCAUCAUAUCGUUGGAUGACUCCAGUCUCGUUCAGACCCCACGGCGCAGCCAGUUCGAGGCUCACGCGGCGAAGACAACUAGCACUCCCAAUACGACUGUGGCUGCAAGGUCAAGAAAGGAAUCGUCUAAACAAAAAUCUGUUCUGCAGAGCUCAUGUACAAGCCCUGUCCAAAGGCCAAGUCGCAGAUGCCGACCCGCCGAACUGAAGGAGCCCAGUCUAAGGGAAAAAUUGCGGAACGAUACGAGCACAACCCUUAUACAAACUAAAAGGAGAAAUAAGGCUAAGGAGUAGUUUGUCGUUCUGUAUUGUUUUAAUAUUUAGUAACUUUAUCCAAAUUGUAUUCGUAUUUGUAUUGUCAAGUGUUUAGUGUUAGUUUUUAUUGUUAAAAUAGAUAUUUAGAGCAUGGUAGCACAAUCAGAAA